Molecule: messenger RNA, 2130 nt
Organism: Exophiala spinifera
Lineage: Eukaryota; Fungi; Ascomycota; Eurotiomycetes; Chaetothyriales; Herpotrichiellaceae
Exons: 3
Coding region: 1-2130 (709 amino acids)
Biological process (GO): fructose 2,6-bisphosphate metabolic process; fructose metabolic process
Cellular component (GO): cytosol
Molecular function (GO): 6-phosphofructo-2-kinase activity; ATP binding
Source: RefSeq, a predicted model, not a curated record
AUGUCUGUGCUCGAAGGGGCUCGGCAUUCGUCGCCGUCCCCCGAAAGUCCAGGUACCCCAAGCCAAACACCGCCUCCCUACAACGGUCGCAACAGCAAAACAAAAUACUCCAACCUCGCUCGCGCUGCCAUAAUGACGAGCGCUUCCUCGACUCCUCGACUCGAAGGCGAACAUCUUCCCAACCAUGCCGGUCACCAACACCAUUCCUCGCUCAUGCCUCCGCCAACGUCCGCAUUUGGACGCAUAUCUCCAAAAUCACAGCCACAUGGCGCCAACUCGAUGGGAAGGGCUUUGACGGACACACCACUGCCGAGUGCGCCUGGCAGUCCGCAGAUAUCUGCUCGUGGUAGCGCAGCCACCUCGGGGUCUGCCACGCCUAAACUCAGGGCCACCACCCUCGAUAUCCCAGGCCUGACUCGGUCCAAGGUGUCACCCAAUGGUCAAAUUGCCGAGCGAGAUGUGGGAGCCAAGCUGAUCAUCAUCAUGGUCGGCCUGCCCGCCAGAGGGAAGAGUUACAUUGUGAAGAAGAUUGCAAGAUAUUUAAACUGGUUACAACAUCCCACAAGGAUCUUCAAUGUGGGUGAUCGCCGAAGAGUUGCUGCUGGGAGAGGCAAGCCGAUCCCAGAUCGGACGACGGAGGCGCUACGAGAGUCUGUACGAAGGAUGAGUUCUAAUACAGGCGGCUCGUCAGAAAAUAAUGCGGACCCCCACUUGCUCCCGCCUCCUGUGAUCAAGACUGAUGAUAUUCUUGUCAAUGGCGAGGCUGCGAAGCUAGAUGUAUUGUCACCUACCAGUCCGCCGCCCACGGGCAGCCCCGAGUCGACCGAAAACAACCAUGAGCCCAUUCAGCUCCCUGCGCCUGAGCCCAUGGACCAGUCUGCUUCCUUUUUCGACCCUCAGAAUACACGAGGCAAGCAACUACGAGAACAGGUCGCGCAUGAAACGUUAGACGAGUUGUUGAAGUAUGUCUUGGAGGAUGGUGGAUCAGUCGGCAUCUUGGACGCAACAAACCACACCCAAGAACGCCGACUGUCGCUGAUCAGGCACAUUCGAGAGCGGGACGAAAACAUCAACGUGCUCUUUCUCGAGUCUCGUUGUCAGGACAAGAAUCUGCUCGAGGCCAACAUGCGGCUAAAGUUGUCAGGCCCUGACUACAGGGGCAAGGACCCGAUUGCCGCUUUGAGGGACUUCCAAGAACGUGUUGAACAAUAUGAAAAAUCAUAUCAGAAGCUCGACGAUUUCGAAGAAGACCACAACAUGGCAUAUUGCUCAAUGAUCGACGUCGGCCGGAAAAUGAUCAGUUUUCAGGUCCAGGGCUUUCUGAGUAUUCAGACCGUGACAUAUCUGAUGAAUUUCAACUUGGCUCCGCGACAAAUCUGGAUCACUCGACAUGGUGAAUCGACGGACAACGUGGCUGGCAAGAUUGGUGGUGAUAGUUCGCUGAGUCCGAACGGGGUGAGAUACGCGAAAGCGUUGGAGAGAUUCAUUGGUGAACAAUGGAAAUUAUGGGAGGAGAACCAGGCCCAGAAACAGGCCAACACCCACUUCCCUCCUCUGCCCGGCGACACAACACCACCCAACCCGGAGUACACGGCGCAAACAUUGCAACAACGCAACUUUUGUGUUUGGACCAGCAUGUUGAAGAGGAGUAUUGAGACCAGCCAGUUUUUCAACGAGGACGAGUACGACAUCAAACAGAUGAAGAUGUUGGAUGAGUUGAAUGCGGGUUACAUGGAGGGAAUGACUUACACAGAGAUUCGACACAAAUUCCACCAUGAAUACGAGCUCCGCAAACGGGACAAGAUGGCAUACAGAUAUCCUGGCCCGGGUGGUGAAGGGUACUUUGAUGUUAUCAAUCGUCUGGGCAAAGUGAUUCUUGAGAUUGAAAGAAUGACCGACCAUGCGUUGAUUAUCGGACACCGAAGCAUUUCUCGGGUCUUGUUGGCAUAUUUCAUGGGCCUCAAGCAAGAGGACAUCAGUGACCUGGAUGUUCCCCUUGGUGUCUUGUACAUGUUGGAGCCGAGACCUUAUGGCGUCGAGUUCAAGGCCUUUCGAUGGGAUCCUGUGACGGAUGAGUUUCGCUAUGAGCCAGACUACCGCAUGAGACGAGCCACUGAUCCGCAGGCUUGA